Messenger RNA from Rhineura floridana, 3572 nucleotides. RefSeq names its product zinc finger protein 91-like. NCBI's taxonomy places the organism in Eukaryota, Metazoa, Chordata, Lepidosauria, Squamata, Rhineuridae. The record is from RefSeq and is a predicted model, not a curated record. The coding region runs from base 996 to 3485 and encodes 829 amino acids. The transcript has 3 exons. Gene Ontology annotation, molecular function: RNA polymerase II cis-regulatory region sequence-specific DNA binding; DNA-binding transcription factor activity, RNA polymerase II-specific. Gene Ontology annotation, biological process: regulation of DNA-templated transcription.
UGGUUUUCUGCCUUCGAAACGGAACCGAAGUGUCGCUGGAACAGGUUUCGAAGGGCCAUCAGCGCAGCUUAAAGAAAGGGAGGGAGGCAGGGGGAUUUCUCGAGGGGCGGGAGAUAUUCCGAGGGGCGGAGUUGUGGCAGUUGAGACCCUCCAGGAAGGGGAAACCCGCGUGGUCGGACCCCCGGGCAAAGGGGAGGCUGGUGCCUGGAGAGGACAAAGAGGCUUGGUGUCCUUUGAGGAGGUGACCGCCUGUCUGUCCAAGGAGGAGCGGACUGUGCUGGAUCCAGGCCAAAGGGCUCUCUAGAAAGACGCCUUGCUGCGGAUCUGUGGGAAUGUGACUUCUCUGGGUGAAAGGCAGGAAAAAAGCAUUAUAUGGAUUCCUUUGUGGUGUCUUUGUAAACAAGCAAGCACAAAGUGGGAAAAGAGACAUCUGGGAAUAGAAGUGACUUAAAAGGCAGAAGAAAAAUCAAUGAAAGAGGAAAUCCUGUACUUUGUAGGACGCUGUUAUCGAUGAACUCUGGAUCCCCUAGGAAGAUCACUAAGGGAAAAGAAAGGGAAAGUGUCCAGUGUAGGAGAAAAUAUUAAAAAAUAAGCCCAAGUAAAAUUGUGGCACCUACAAGGGGAAAAAACAUAUCAAUGCAUGGAGUGUGAAAAGUGUUUCAACUCUCACCAGCUUACUCCACAUGAAAGAACCCAUAUAGAACAGAAAGCAUAUGAGCACAAGGAAUGUGGAAAGAGGUUCAGCAUGAGCUCUCACCUUAUUUUACAUCAAAGAACUCAGACGGGGAGAAAUGAUAUGAAUGCAUGAGUGUGGAAGAAGCUCCAGUCAGAAGGGCCACCUUACUCAACAUAAAUGUGUGCAUGCAGAGGAGAAACUGCAUGAAUACCUGUAGUGUGGAAAGUCCAUCCGUAUAAGAACUCAGCUUACUUUAUAUCAAAGAACCCAUACAGGGAAGAAAACGUAUAUAUGUACUGAAUGUGGAAAGAGCAUCAGCAUGAGAAAUAAGCUUACUUUACAUCAAAGAAUCCACACAGGAGAGAAACUAUAUAAAUGCAUAGAGUGUGGGGAAAACUUCAGUGGUAGAAGUGUUCUAACUGUACGUCAAAGAAUCCACACAGGAGAAAAACCCUAUAAAUGCAUAGAGUGUGGGGAAAACUUCAGUGGUAGAAGUGUUCUAACUGUACAUCAAAGAAUCCACACAGGAGAAAAACCCUAUAAACGUGCAGAGUGUGGAAUGAGCUUCAGUCAGCGGCAUCACCUUACUUCACAUCACAGAACCCACACAGCGGAGAAGCCAUAUAAGUGUCUGGAGUGUGGAAAAAGUUUCAGUUCUAGUCAAAGCCUAGCUUCCCGUCACAGAACCCAUACAGGGGAGAAGCCAUUUAAUUGUCUGGAAUGUGGAAAGAGUUUCAGUCACAGUCAUAGCCUUUCUUUACAUCAAAGAACCCACACAGGAGAGAAACCAUACAAAUGCAUAGAGUGUGGCAAGAGCUUCAGUCAGAGCCAACACCUUACUUCACAUCACAGAACCCAUACACAGGAGAAGCCAUAUAAGUGUCUGGAGUGUGGAAAGUGUUUCAGUUGUAGUAAAAGCUGUUCUUUACAUGAAAGAACCCACACAGGAGAAAAACCCUAUAAAUGUGCAGAGUGUGGAAUAAGUUUCAGACAGAGGCCACACCUUACUUCGCAUCACAGAACCCAUACAGGGGAGAAGCCAUAUAAGUGUCUGGACUGUGGAAAGAGUUUCAGUCACAGUAGUAGCCUUUCUUUACAUCAAAGAACCCAUACAGGGGAGAAACCAUAUAAGUGUCUGGAGUGUGGAAAGUGUUUCAGUCAUAGUAGAAGCUUUUCUUUACAUCAAAGAACCUACACAGGAGAGAAACCAUAUAAAUGCAUAGAGUGUGGAAAAUGUUUCAGUCAGAGCCAACACCUUUCUUCACAUCACAGAACCCACACAGGGGAGAAGCCAUAUAAGUGUCUGGAGUGUGGAAAGUGUUUCAGCUGUAGUCGAAGGCUUACUUUACAUCAAAGAACCCACACAGGAGAGAAACCGUAUAAAUGCAUGGAGUGUGGAAAAAGUUUCAGUUGGAGCCAAAGCCUUACUUCGCAUCAUAGAACCCACACAGGGGAGAAGCCAUAUAAGUGUCUGGAGUGUGGAAAGUGUUUCAGCUGUAGUCGAAGGCUUACUUUACAUCAAAAAACCCACACAGGAGAGAAACCGUAUAAAUGCAUGGAGUGUGGAAAGAGUUUCAGUCGUAGUGGAAGCCUUUCCUCCCAUCAAAGAACCCACACAGGAGAUAAACCGUAUAAAUGCAUAGAGUGUGGGAAAUGUUUCAGUCAGAGCCAACACCUUUCUUCACAUCAGAGAACCCACACAGGGGAGAAACCAUGUAAGUGUCUGGAGUGUGGAAAGAGUUUCAGCUGUAGUCGAAGCCUUACCUUACAUCAUAGAACCCACACAGGGGAGAAGCCAUAUAAGUGUCUGGAGUGUGGAAAAAGUUUCGCUCGCAGUAGAAGUCUUACUUUACAUCAAAGAACCCACACAGGAGAGAAACCGUAUAAAUGCAUGGAGUGUGGAAAGAGUUUCAGUCGUAGUGGAAGCCUUUCCUCCCAUCAAAGAACCCACACAGGAGAUAAACCGUAUAAAUGCAUACAGUGUGGGAAAUGUUUCAGUCAGAGCCAACACCUUUCUUCACAUCACAGAACCCACACAGGGGAAAAACCAUAUAAGUGUCUGGAGUGUGGAAAGAGUUUCAGCUGUAGUCGAAGCGUUACCUUACAUCAUAGAACCCACACAGGGGAGAAGCCAUAUAAGUGUCUGGAGUGUGGAAAGUGUUUCGGCUGUAGUCGAAACCUUACUUUACAUCAAAAAACCCACACAGGAGAGAAACCAUAUAAAUGCAUACCGUGUGGGAAAUGUUUCAGUCAGAGCCAACACCUUUCUUCACAUCACAGAACCCACACAGGGGAGAAACCAUAUAAGUGUCUGGAGUGUGGAAAGAGUUUCAGCUGUAGUCGAAGCCUUACCUUACAUCAUAGAACCCACACAGGGGAGAAACCAUAUAAGUGUCUGGAGUGUGGAAAGAGUUUCAGCUGUAGUCGAAGCCUUACCUUACAUCAUAGAACCCACACAGGGGAGAAACCAUAUAAGUGUCUGGAGUGUGGAAAGAGUUUCAGCUGUAGUCGAAGCCUUACCUUACAUCAUAGAACCCACACAGGGGAGAAACCAUAUAAGUGUCUGGAGUGUGGAAAGAGUUUCAGCUGUAGUCGAAGCCUUACCUUACAUCAUAGAACCCACAUAGGGGAGAAACCAUAUAAGUGUCUGGAGUGUGGAAAGAGUUUCAGCUGUAGUCGAAGCCUUACUUUACAUCAUAGAACCCACACAGGGGAGAAACCAUAUAAGUGUCAGGAGUGUGGAAAAAGUUUCACUCGUAGUAGAAGUCUUACUUUACAUCAAAGAACCCACACAGGAGAAAAAACAUAGAAAUGUACUGAAUGUGGAAAGACCUUUAGUGCGAGCUGCAAACUUACUUUGCAUCCAAGAACACACACAGGAGAUAAACCAUAUAAA